Molecule: messenger RNA, 5466 nt
Organism: Aspergillus nomiae NRRL 13137
Lineage: Eukaryota; Fungi; Ascomycota; Eurotiomycetes; Eurotiales; Aspergillaceae
Gene: pld3
Product: phospholipase D
Exons: 3
Coding region: 1-5466 (1821 amino acids)
Biological process (GO): phosphatidic acid biosynthetic process; intracellular signal transduction; cell motility
Molecular function (GO): phosphatidylinositol binding; D-type glycerophospholipase activity
Source: RefSeq, a predicted model, not a curated record
AUGACCGAGUCUACGGUCCAUCCCUCAGAAUUGAGGGUUCCUGAAAACUCCUCUGAUCGGCUCACCCCCGGAAAGCCAGAGCCACCUAUUUUAUCGAGUGGCCCAAAGCUGUCUUCACCUUUCCCUUCUCCAACUGGUACCCCUGGCACUGAGUAUUCGCCUUCAGACAAUCAGGAAAAGGCGGAGGCUGCUGUUGAAGAAGAUCAACGGAGAGCGAAUACUAUCACGGAUGAAACUGGAGGCAAACCACAUAUAGGGGAGGCCAGCGGCUCAUGGGAAAUAUGGGAUGGCUUUUCCGGAGUUAAACAAGCAUCUUUGAACCCUCAACGACCGAACGAGUCGCUCGACAGCCAGCAGAAGGCCUUCAGCCAAAAAUCACAGGCAUCCCAUCAUGGGCUAUCAUCGCGGCGUCCAAGUGUUCAGUUUACCGGCGAAGCCACUGAGAACGAUCCUCCUGUUGAAUCUGCUCGAUCAAGACCUUCUUCCAUAACAGGGGACGAUGUUGAUGCUGAUCUGAAGGGCAAGCAAUCGAUCUUCGGCAAGCUGAAGGCAUUUGCAGUCUCCCCAUCAUUCGCCUCUCAUUCCCGCUCGGCUAGUGCUGCAACCAUCGGGGAUGCUAGACAUCCCAACCAUGAUCUCACCACCCCAGGCUCGGAAAGGGGGGAGUUCCGUUUCCCCAACACGCUAGAAGAGGAAGGGAGCGAUAUUGAUGCUGAUGCUGAAGAGAGUGCGGGGGAACAACAAGUCCGGCAGAAGCAGCAGCAGAGGAAGAAGAAGAAGCAGCUGCGUCGUCAACAAAGCGACUCUACACCCCAGACAGAACCGAACACACCGAAAGCCUCGGGCCGGCCCUCCUUUCACUUGCCUAGCUCAUUUGGCCCCUUUGAAAACUAUCGUACGAACUUCUUUCCACGACGAAAUACUGGAGACUACGCGCAGCAACGUGAGGGGGUGUCAGAGGAUGAGGGCCGGGAUCGCCUUAAUCGCGAUAAUGCUUGGCGGCGGAGAAGUGCCUGGCUUGCUAACACUCGCGCGCUUAAUUACGGGGGACGGCAGAUUGACUCGCAACCGAAUCAGGAUGAGAGACGCCCUAGCAAUCUGAGGCGGUUUACUGGCAUUACAGGGCCGUCGGAAAACGUCGAGAGUCUCGGGGCUCCCUGGAGGCGCCAUCGAGCCGAACGUGGCUCUAGCCUCAGCGCUCAAAGAUGGCGGCAAAUUAAGGCCGGAUUGAAGUUGAUUGGACAGCGACGUAAGACCGACAACACCGUUGACCACGCGAAGUCGGCCGAACUGCUAGCCGAGCUGACCUCGGGGGUACCGGCCGCCCUAAUUCUGGCUAGCAUGUUUCAACGUGAUGAGCAUGGCAGCAAGCGCAUUCCGAUUCUUCUUGAGCAGCUCAAGGUUCGAGUAACGGAUAGUAGGAUCGAUUCUCAUUCUGGAGAUCGCCACCUUGUCUUUAGGAUCGAACUCGAAUAUGGAAGCGGCAUGACCCGGAUGAAGUGGAUUAUUCAUCGAACGCUGAGAGAUUUCGCAAAUCUCCAUUUAAAGUACAAAUUACACUUUGGGACACAAAAAUAUAUCCAACUGCGAAACACUGAAGGGGCACAGAAUCUUCCACGUUUCCCUCGAAGCGCAUUUCCUUACCUACGAGGUGUUCGAGGCUUAGAAAGCGAUAUGGAGGACGAAGAAGAUGACGGUGGCUAUGAAACCACAGCCGAGGCGACAAGUGGCAAUGAGAGAGCUGGGAAGAGGCAGCAGUCACGGCGGCGAUCGUCCGGUAAUAUAUCCCGGCGACAGUCGACUGUAACGAACCCUGAUACAGAAAAUGCUGCUGGUGCCUCGGGCGCAGCAGACGCAGGACCGAGCAAAAAAGAGAGUUAUCCGGAGAGACAAAGAAAAAAACUCGAAUCUUAUUUACAAAAGCUGAUUCGGUUCCUUAUCUUUAAACCUGAUAGCAAUCGUCUGUGUAAAUUCCUGGAGUUGUCGGCCUUGGGUGUGCGCCUCGCUGCUGAAGGGAGCUAUCAUGGCAAAGAGGGGUAUUUGAUCAUACAAUCCUCGAAAGGUCUGGAUUUCCGGAGGGCCUUGACUCCUGCCAUGGUAAAGAGCCGUCAUUCACCAAAGUGGUUCCUAGUCAGACAUAGUUACGUCGUUUGCGUUGAUUCUCCCGAGGCAAUGAAUAUCUAUGAUGUUUUCUUGAUAGAUCCCUUCUUCAAGCUGCAAACUCAGAAGAUCAGUAUCCGAAACCAGAAAGCAAAGGAGCUGGCAAAGUCGGCAAAAGAGUCGGCAAGGCAUCCGCAACAUCACACCUUGAGACUGGAAAAUUCAGAGCGGAAACUCAAGCUGUUGGCCAGGAACGAGCGCCAACUCCAUCAGUUUGAAGAUUCGAUUCGGUUUAUGGUCAACAAUACCCCUUGGGCAAGGCCAAAUAGAUUUGAAAGUUUUGCUCCAGUGCGCCACAAGUGCUUCGCUCAGUGGCUAGUUGAUGCUCGGGACCACAUGUGGAUGGUGUCACGGGCGAUCAACCAGGCCAAAGAUGUCAUAUACAUCCAUGACUGGUGGCUAAGUCCCGAGCUCUAUAUGCGGCGACCAGCUGCGAUCAGCCAGAAGUGGCGCUUAGACCGCCUUCUCCAGCGAAAAGCCCGCGAGGGCGUCAAGAUAUUUGUCAUCAUGUAUCGAAAUAUCAACUCGGCCAUCCCAAUUGACUCGGAAUAUUCCAAGUUCUCCCUUCUUGAUCUGCAUCCCAAUAUCUUUGUGCAGAGAUCUCCGAAUCAAUUUAGGCAGAAUACUUUUUUUUGGGCACAUCAUGAGAAGUUGUGCAUAAUAGAUCAUACCUUGGCUUUUGUAGGAGGUAUUGAUCUUUGUUUUGGAAGGUGGGAUACGCCACAACAUCUUCUCACGGACGACAAACCGACAGGAUUUGAAACUUCAGAUGGACCUAAGGACGCUGACCACUGCCAGCUUUGGCCUGGCAAAGACUAUUCGAACCCACGUGUUCAGGAUUUCUACGAUUUAGAUAAACCCUAUGAAGAGAUGUAUGAUCGAAACGUUAUCCCCAGAAUGCCCUGGCACGAUAUAUCGAUGCAUGUUGUCGGCCAACCGGCUCGGGAUCUCACUCGCCACUUUGUUCAACGAUGGAACUAUAUACUGCGUCAGCGAAAACCAACUCGGCCCACACCAUUUCUACUUCCUCCGCCUGAUUUUGACGCAGCAGAUCUGGAAGCUCUUGGACUAGACGGGACUUGUGAAGUUCAGAUCUUACGAUCGAGCAGCGCAUGGUCCACUGGUACGUCGGACCUUACUGAGCACAGCAUCAUGAAUGCCUAUGUCAAGUUAAUCGAAGAAUCGGAUCAUUUCGUCUAUAUUGAGAACCAAUUCUUUGUGAGCACCUGUGAGAUAGACGGCAGGAAAAUCGAGAACCUGAUAGGCGACGCUCUGGUAGAGCGGAUUACUCGAGCUGCGAAGAACAAAGAGGCAUGGCGUGCUGUUAUCGUCAUACCACUGAUGCCAGGCUUCCAAAAUACGGUAGACAGUGAGGGCGGGACAAGUGUCCGGUUAAUCAUGAUGUGCCAAUAUCGUAGCAUCUGCCGGGGAGAGACAUCUAUAUUCGGACGACUCCGAGCUUUGGGCAUUGAACCUGAAGAUUACAUCCAAUUUUUCAGCCUGCGGGCUUGGGGCAAGAUUGGCCCUCACAAACAACUUGUCACUGAGCAGCUUUACAUUCACGCUAAAUGCAUGGUUGUCGACGACCGAGCUGCAAUCAUUGGGUCUGCAAACAUCAAUGAACGGUCCAUGCUGGGAUCGCGAGACUCAGAGGUAGCAGCCGUUGUGCGUGAUACGGACAUGAUCUGGUCCAGCAUGAAUGGUCGUCCUUACCUCGUCGGACGGUUCCCCCACACUCUAAGAAUGCGCCUCAUGAGGGAGCAUCUUGGCAUUGAUGUCGAUGAGCUCAUGGAGCAUUCCAUGGCGACAGAACAGGAAUUGCGAAGGAUUCAGAUUGCUGAGGAGGGUUCUAAGUCACCAGGAGAUCAUGAGAGACUCGACCCUGAAUCACUCUUGCUGGAAAAACAGGAUGAGAGGGACAUGAUCGAGCGUCGACACCGUAUACAAGACGAGUUCCUCUCACGGUCAGAAGACAUACACAGCUUCAAUCAUGAUGUCGACUGGGAGCAGGGUGAUAAUCCUAAUCUCAAGUCAAACAGGAAGCUCACCGCAGAUGCAAGAGUGACUGCCAACCCAGAACAUAAGAAGGAUGUGGACGGGUAUGGUCCAGAUCAUCUUAGUACUGCUUUGCAAGCCGGUUUAGGAGAAGCUCGCGAUUCUCAACUCUUGGGUGACAAGUUAGAGGUCUUGGUCUCUCCCAUUGCGAGCGAGGGGAAAGGCACCAUCCAGCAACCGAGACAUUGCCCGCCACAAGAAGCCAACUGCGACAAAGAGGCACGUAAGACAUCGUUUAUUUUACCAGAUAAUGUCGACGAGCCAGAUUCAGUUGUUGAAGGGCUGUCAGCUGCUCGUAACCCAGCUGUAUCAGGACAUGAUACCGAGAGCAGUAGCAAUGGCGCUGUUCCCACGACUAAAGAAAAUUUCGAUACGACGAAGUACCCGCACCCGCUGAGCAAAGACUUGAAACAUGUAUUCAUUGAUAAAGACUGCAUGAGAGAUCCGGUGAUUGACGUGUUUUACCUUGACACAUGGCAUGCUGUUGCCGAGAAGAAUACGAAAUUGUUCCGGAGCGUUUUUCGCUGUAUGCCUGACAGCGAGGUGAAGUCUUGGAAAGAGUAUAAGGACUAUACUGAUUACGGGGAGCGUUUUGCUGAGAUGCAGAAUCAACACAGUGCUAAGGCAUUUCGUCCAGCUCAUGCUAGGCAAACUGGCCCGCCUGGUACAGGUGCCAGCUUGAUUGCAGGUGGUCUCGCAACCAAGUCAAACCCAAUAGCAGCCGGACCAAACGCGGAAGAACAGGCGAUAGGUCAGAAGGAUCAGUCUCCAACUGAGAAGGCUGACCUCCGACAAGCUACAAAUACCCAAAAUCACGAUCGCACGCGGUCAGAUAGCGCACAACAACAAGAAACACUGUCAUUUAAAGAUGAAAAGAUGACUGGGUUGAGGACGGUAGAUGCACCAGCAUCUGGAAACGUACAAAAUGGGCGACAUGAUGAAAAUGGAUCAUCCGGAGAAGAUCAUGAGAAGCGGGUUUCAGAUCCGCCAGUCGUUGAUUAUUCGGAGGCUUUGAAUCGAAAUGCCACAGCUCAAUCACGACGACGACGACGAAGAGCUACAACUCUGGGCUCAAAGCGGGAGUUCCACGCAUCAGAUGAGGUGAUGGAUAAACAACAAGCGGAAGACCUUCUGAACCAGGUUCAAGGACAUUUGAUUCUUUGGCCUUAUGACUGGCUGGAAAAGGAAGAACAAGGUGGAAAUUGGCUGUACACACUGGACCAACUUUCACCGUUGGAAAUAUAUAAUUAA